CAAAGGCUUUGUUUCUCUUUAUCUUCAUUUUUCUUAUUUCAGAAGCCUCACAUUUCCUUUCACUCUAUAUAACCAAACGCUUUAUUUGUUUCUACUUUUGUUGUUAGAAACGUUAUGGAUGCGUCAUAUGAGACGACGGAGAGAACAGAUAUACUGCGACCGUUGGUGGAUCAAAAAUCUCCAUCGGACGUCGGACUCGAGAGUGUUUUAACGGAGAGUAGCCUUCCUUACCGGAGGCGCGUGUACUUAGGCGCUUGUAUAGAAAUGAAACUACUUUUCCGCUUAGCACUUCCGGCGAUACUUGUCUAUAUAGUCAAUAGCGGAAUGAAUAUCUCUGCACGAAUCUUUGCCGGACAUAUUGGCGGUAAAGAACUCGCUGCCGCUUCCAUCGGAAACAGCUGCUUCAGUCUCGCCUAUGGCCUCAUGUUAGGUAUGGGAAGUGCAGUGGAGACUUUAUGUGGACAAGCACAUGGAGCACACCGUUAUGAUAUGCUUGGGAUAUAUCUCCAGAGAGCAACGAUCGUCCUCGCUCUGGUUGGUUUGCCUUUGACACUACUAUACACUUUUUCGUACCCGAUUCUAGUCCUCCUAGGCGAGCCCAAAAGUGUGUCGUACAUGGCUUCCAUGUACAUUGCUGCACUUAUCCCUCAGAUCUUCGCUUACGCCGUCAACUUCACGGCCCAAAAGUUCCUCCAGGCCCAAAGCGUGGUGACACCCAGUGCGUACAUCUCAGCCGCUGCAUUUCUCCUCCAGACCGUGCUAACGUGGGUCACCGUUUACGUGAUGGGCUUAGGUCUUAUGGGCAUCGCUUAUGUUCUGACUAUCUCUUGGUGGCUUAUAGUUGUGGCCCAGACUUUGUAUAUUACAAGUAGUCAAAGAUUUAGACAUACAUGGACUGGUCUUAGCUGGAGAUCGUUCCAAGGUCUUUGGAGCUUCUUUAAACUCUCUGCUGGUUCUGCUGUGAUGAUUUGUCUGGAAAUGUGGUAUUCGCAAAUUCUGGUUCUUCUCGCUGGUCUGCUUAAAGACCCUGCUCUAUCUCUAGACUCUCUCUCCAUCUGUAUGUCAAUUUCAGCAUUAUCCUUCAUGGUCUCUGUAGGCUUCAAUGCGGCUGCAAGUGUACGGACAAGUAAUGAACUUGGAGCAGGAAAUCCAAAAUCAGCUUUGUUCUCUACAUGGAUGGCGACUUUUGUUUCCUUCGUGAUCUCCGUCGUGGAGGCACUCGCGGUGAUGGUGUCACGUGAAUACGUCAGCUACAUUUUCACGGCCGAUGAUGAGGUGGCUAAAGCCGUCUCUGACCUCUGCCCGUUUCUCGCCGUCAGCAUCAUCCUCAAUGGAAUCCAGCCCGUCCUGAGCGGAGUGGCCGUGGGAUGUGGAUGGCAAACAUUCGUGGCAUAUGUAAAUGUUGGUUGUUACUAUAUUGUUGGUAUUCCUGUUGGGUGUAUUUUAGGGUUCACUUUCAAUUUUCAAGCCAAGGGAAUAUGGACUGGUAUGAUUGGAGGUACCCUCAUGCAAACCCUCAUCUUACUUUACGUCACGUACCGAACAGAUUGGGAUAAAGAGGUGGAAAAAGCGAAUAAGCGAUUAGAUAUGUGGGACGAUAAGAAGUAGCCUCUUCAAUAUGUGAAUAAUUGAUGUUUUAACAUUCACUUAAAACAUAUUGCUUUGUCUAUUACUUUUUUGACUACGGAUAAGAAAUGCGAUUUGCACAUGAUAAAUUUAUAUAAAAAUUAUUUAAAAAAUAUUAUACAGAAAAAUAAAUUUAUAUUCUUGAUUGAAUUAAUAUUUUGGUCUUUAAACAAC
Molecule: messenger RNA, 1800 nt
Organism: Brassica napus (rape)
Lineage: Eukaryota; Viridiplantae; Streptophyta; Magnoliopsida; Brassicales; Brassicaceae
Product: protein DETOXIFICATION 39
Exons: 7
Coding region: 115-1608 (497 amino acids)
Biological process (GO): xenobiotic detoxification by transmembrane export across the plasma membrane
Cellular component (GO): membrane
Molecular function (GO): xenobiotic transmembrane transporter activity; antiporter activity
Source: RefSeq, a predicted model, not a curated record